CUUAAUGCCUGUUUCCGGUCAGGAGAAACGCAUCCUAUUGAACGAUCCAGACAUGAUGAAUUCGCGGCUAGAAGCCCUGGAACAUGAGUUGCAAGCUUUAAAAUCAGCGCUGCUCGAAACAAAAACUAGGAACUUGGCACAAGACGCAAAAAUAAAUUCUCAGGAAUCAGAAAUUCAGGAUUUGAAAAAUCAACUUAGCAUUAAAACUUCAGGUUCGACUUAUAUAAGAUGGGGCCAUAAAACAUGUCCAGUCGUGAAUGGAACCUCUUUAUUGUAUGCUGGAUUUACCGCGGGUAGACAUUAUAGAGAAGCAGGAAGUGGCGUGAAUACACUCUGUCUGCCUCAUGAUCCAGAAUCAGCACCGGCUGGUCUUCCUUCCGAUUCAAGCUGGGGUCGCUUAUAUGGAGCAGAAUAUGACUUUAGUUUCAAAAAUAUUGCUGUUAACGAUGACGUACCGUGUGCUGUCUGUUUUGCUCACCAUGCAUCAUCUUCUAUUAUGAUUCCUGCAAAACGCUCAUGCCCUCUUAGUUGGACAAAGCAGUACUCAGGAUUCUUAACAUCUGAUGCAACUCUGAGUAAUAAUGUUUACUAUGGCUCUGAAUAUUUGUGUGUUGAUGAAAAUCCUGAAUAUAUGACCGAUGGUGCUCGACAGAACAAUUAUGAUGGUAGACUAUUUUUUCCGGUACAUGCAGUAUGUGGCUCCCUGCCAUGUCCACCGUAUAGAGAUCUCCAAAAGCUUGCCUGUGUGGUUUGUACCAUGUAAUCACAUU
Molecule: messenger RNA, 770 nt
Organism: Saccostrea echinata
Lineage: Eukaryota; Metazoa; Mollusca; Bivalvia; Ostreida; Ostreidae
Product: short-chain collagen C4-like
Exons: 3
Coding region: 5-763 (252 amino acids)
Source: RefSeq, a predicted model, not a curated record